UCUGUCAGUGUUUUCAUCUGCAUUCGCUGUUUUCCUUUUUUUCCUCUGCUGUUUGUUACUCUGCUCUCCAUCCUGCUGACAGUGCUGUGUAGUGGCUGCACUAUGUGGUGGUGGCUGCUAGGUGUGUUGAGCUGUGUGCUGCUGGUGGUGGUUGUCAUCUUCUUCCUGAUCACAGGGCAACGCUACAAGGUGUUCAGCGAGAAGUGCCUGAGGCCACCAGGGCCUUUGGUCACCGACAGCAGACAGAGGGACGACAGGCUGAAGAGAGGGUUCCGUGUGGACCGCGUUCCCCCCUCUCUGGAUGCGGUGGUAAUUGGCAGCGGUGUGGGAGGGUUGACAGCAGCAGCGCUUCUGUCCAAAGCCGGGAAGAGGGUUGUAGUUCUGGAGCAACACGAUCAGGCUGGAGGCUGCACACACACCUUUCAGAAUAAGGGAUUUGAGUUUGAUGUGGGAAUCCAUUACCUGGGCCAGCUUCAUGAGAACAGCCUCCUGAGGGUUGCUCUAGAUCAGAUCACAGAUGGAAAGCUGCAGUUCACACGGCUGGAGCAGCACUUUGAUACACUGAUACUGGGUCAUCCUGACCAGCGCAGGGAGUACCACAUCCAUGCAGGGAAGACUGAGAUGGCAGCUAGCCUGAAAAAGCAGUUCCCAGGAGAAGAGGAGGCCAUUGAUGAGUUCAUGAGAUUGAUGAAGCUAGCCUCACGACGGACGCCACUUAUCGCCAUCUUGAAGAUCAUACCGUAUUGGCUGGUUAACAUCCUGGUUCGGACUGGUCUAUUAGACUGUAUAUCUUCGGUGUUCCGGCUAGCAGCAACCAACCAUUCAGAAAUGAUGUCCCGCCUCACACAGAACAAGGACCUGCACGCGCUGUCUGCCUACCUGUUCUAUGGUGUGCCUCCUAAAGAGUCCAGCUUUCUCAUCAAUGCUCUCCUUCUUCACCAUUACAAGCGUGGUGCAUACUACCCACGAGGGGGCGCCAGCGAGUUUGCUUUUCACAUCAUCCCUGUCAUUCAGCGGUCAGGCGGUGCCGUGCUGGUCAGGGCUCCUGUGCAACGCGUCCUGCUCAAUCAGCAAGGGAAGGCAUACGGUGUGACAGUGCUUAAAGGACAAGAAGAGAUUGAGGUCCAUGCCCCUGUUGUCAUUUCCAACGCCGGAAUCUUCAACACCUUCCAGAAGUUUCUGCCUCAGCACAUACAGGACAAACCAGAGAUCCAGUCACUGUUGGGUAUGGUGCGUCAUGGUAUGGGUUCCUUCUUGGUCUUUGUUGGUCUGGAUGGAACCAAAGAGGAGCUGGGCAUUGUUUCCACCAACUUCUGGAUGUAUAAAGACAAUGACUUGGACUCACUUAUGGAGCAGUACUCUUCUCUGAGCAGAGAACAGGUAUUGGGCAACAUUCCCAUGAUGUUCAUCACCUUUCCAUCCGCCAAAGAUCCUACAGCCAACAUCAGACACCCAGGUAAGUCCUGUAUGACGUUGCUAACCAUGGCUCGCUAUGAGUGGUUCGAGGAAUGGGAGGGGACAAAGCUUGGCAAGAGGGGACAGGACUACCUGGAUCUGAAAAACGGCAUGGCGCAAGAGCUGCUGGACUGGGCACUAACAAUCUUCCCUCAAUUACGAGAUAAGGUGGUUAUGGUGGAUGCAGCUACUCCUCUAACUAAUGUCCACUAUUUGGGCGCUCCAAGAGGUGAGAUGUACGGCGCUGAACACAACUUGGAGCGCUUCACCCCAGAAACUGUUGCUAGGACACGACCACAGACACCCAUCAGCGGACUCUACCUAACAGGUCAGGACGUAUUCUGUAACGGCAUGGCUGGGGCGCUUCAUGGCGGACUGCUCUGCGCCUCUGCUGUCCUUAAUCAAAUCCUCUACAUUGACCUUCUCGCCCUGAAGACCCGCCUCAAACACAGGCAGACCAAUCAUAAGCUGACAUAGCUUUCACACAUACUUUACUGCUGAUCAAACUGGGCUCUCUCGCACAGUUUUGGUUGUUUUGUUCUCCGUUGGGUUCUCAUGUGAGUACCAUUGUAUCCUG
Molecule: messenger RNA, 2032 nt
Organism: Morone saxatilis (striped sea-bass)
Lineage: Eukaryota; Metazoa; Chordata; Actinopteri; Moronidae
Product: all-trans-retinol 13,14-reductase-like
Exons: 12
Coding region: 103-1932 (609 amino acids)
Molecular function (GO): oxidoreductase activity
Source: RefSeq, a predicted model, not a curated record